AUGGAUGGAUAUCUGUCAAACACACUUUUAAACCAAAGAUUUACUUUGGUUCUAAUAAUAAAAAUAACUUUAAAAGAUACAAAAAAAACAAACUUCAAUAGAUUUAGUUCUAUGGAAGUAGAAAACAAAACAAGGGAGAUUACUCCUUUAUAUAAAAAGGGUCAUGCAGUGUCACAUGACGAACAAAAAUCUUCUAAAAAGGAGAACAAAAAAAUUAAA
Messenger RNA from Vairimorpha ceranae, 219 nucleotides. RefSeq lists its product as hypothetical. The annotation marks the transcript as partial. NCBI's taxonomy places the organism in Eukaryota, Fungi, Microsporidia, Nosematidae. The record is from RefSeq and is a predicted model, not a curated record. The transcript has a single exon.